AUGUCUACACCGAAUUCCCCUAGACGCUCAUCUGAGUCUGCAGGGCGGCCCGAAUCUAGAGAUCAUACGAUCUCAGCCGCGGGGUCCGGCCACACCCGUAGCCUUUCCGGUGAGGUCCAGCCUAGAAGCCACCGGAGAUCAAUCCAAUUUAGCGUCGAUUCUGCAGAGUCGCAGCUGCCCACACGCUCAUCGAGCUUCAAGGAAAAGCGACUGUCAUAUGGGGAUACCCCGACGAGGGAAUUAGAAGAAAAGGAAAAAAGGGAACGGGAACACAAAGCUGCCCAAUCAAAUAGGGGGCCCUCCCCCCCACCGCCGAAAACCUACGAGCGCGGUGUUUCCUUCGACACUUUCGACAAUUUCGAUGCUACCGAUUUCUCCCUCACAUUAAACUACAAACACAAAGGUUACCAGAGCACACGUCGUAGCAGGACCUUUUUGUGUGGAACCGACCAGAACGACUACUCCGAGUUUGCCCUCGAAUGGCUCAUUGAUGAGCUGGUGGAUGACGGGGACGAGAUCGUCUGUCUUCGAGCGGUGGAAAAGGACUCGCGCAUAGCUAGCGAUGUCGGGAUCGAGGAGCGAAAGUACCGCGAGGAGGCCGAAAAGCUGUUUGAGCAGGUGAUCCAAAAGAACAGCCAGGAUGAGAAAGCUAUCAGCCUGGUUCUGGAACUUGCUGUGGGCAAGGUCGAGAGCAUCAUCCAACGCAUGAUCCGUAUAUACGAACCUGCAAUGCUUGUAGUCGGUACACGAGGACGCAACUUGAAAGGAGUGCACAGUCUGCUCCCAGGCUCCGUCUCCAAAUACUGCCUCCAGCAAUCACCCAUCCCUGUCAUAGUCGUUCGGCCUUCACCAAAGCGCGAAAAGAAGAAGAAAAAGCGCCGUGCAGACCCCACACGGCGCAGCUACAACCAUAUCCUGGAAAUGAGCGAGCAGCGCGGCAGUCAGAUAUUCGGCGCCUGCCCCAGCACCGAUAGCAGCACUUCGAAGCUACCGGAUGAGGAGGCUGCGGUGGCAGAGGCACUUGGACUUCCCGCAUCAUACUCGAAUGCGGCCUCCCGCAGUUCUUUAUCGGUCUCAGACCGCAGCAGCAUCAGUAUCAGCCACGACGACUCCGACACGAAUUACCCCCGGAACUCAUUGGAUGCAAUGGUUAUGUCGAGUCCGGGUAUCGGAAGUCCAGCAGAUAGCUCUCAAGAGAGCGUGGCUACUGGCAGUAGUAUCCAGCCAUCUCCCUCAAUUGACAGGACUGUGGCCUCGCCUCCUCCAUUUGAUCUAGACUCUCCUGUAUCAGACUCUUCUACCGAGGCCGACAAGCUAGAUGAAGCGAACGAGCCUGUCGAUUCAAUCCAAAAUCCCGUGUCUAUCCCGAUGAUUGAAGUGUCAGAUAACGAUCAUAAAAACGACAGUACGAAGACAUCUGGAUCCUGA
Messenger RNA from Penicillium coprophilum, 1428 nucleotides. RefSeq names its product universal stress protein. NCBI's taxonomy places the organism in Eukaryota, Fungi, Ascomycota, Eurotiomycetes, Eurotiales, Aspergillaceae. The coding region runs from base 1 to 1428 and encodes 475 amino acids. The record is from RefSeq and is a predicted model, not a curated record. The transcript has 3 exons.